AUGUGGCAUGCGACUGCAUAAAAAUCUGCAUUUCACUAAUGUCAUCCAGAUCCACCGCGAAAUAGAAACCCCAGUUUCCAAACUUGAAUGUAGAGAGUAGAGAGUGUGAAUGGGGGUUGGCUCAUUUGUUCGCCAGCGUAAUUGACGCUAUCAGACUCACUCUUUCCCCAUUUCUGCUGCUUAUUGUAGUUAAACAAAGUCAUGUAAUUUGAAUCGGUUUAUUUUGGGUUAUUGUGAAUCCGCUUGAUGAAUGGCUGUGACUAAAGUUAUGUGAUGAUGUCUUGCUCUUCUUCGUUCUGUUGUUGAACCAUAUUUCGCAUUUAGGGGAUGAAUAAGUAGUUGCAUUAAGUUGCGGGUAGGUUUAAUGCGUUUUAGGGUUUUGAAGGGAUAAAUUAGGAUAUGGAAGAGCGUCGUUUUUUUCCUAAAUGUUUGAUUGCAGUGAGUUUUACCUUUGCUGAUGGCCACAGAGAAAAUGUCAUCUAAUGGGCACUGUUUUAGACGAAAACCACGCCAGCCAGUUGCUGCAAAUUUGGACAUUGACUCACUGCUUGAUGAAAAUUUAGAGCAAUGGCCACAUCUAAAUGAACUUGUUCAAUGCUACAAGACUGAUUGGAUUAAAGAUGAAAACAAGUAUGGGCACUAUGAAAGUGUUGGCAGUAUAUCCUUUCAGAACCAGAUAUUUGAAGGGCCUGAUACCGAUAUUGAAACAGAAAUGCAUCUUGCCAAUGCUAGGCAAGAUAAGAUUGAAGACAUCACUGAUGAUGAUGUACCCAGUACCUCUGGUAGACAGCUUACAGAGCACUAUGGUGAAUCCCCCUUGCCUGCUUAUGAACCUGUAUUUGACUGGGAAAAUGAGAGGUCAAUCAUAUUUGGACAAAGAAUUCCAGAAUCUAAUAUGCCACAGUCUUCAAGUGGGUUGAAGAUUUCUGUAAAAGUUCUUUCCCUGUCAUUUCAAGCAGGAUUAGUUGAGCCGUUUUAUGGCACUAUAUCAUUGUAUAAUAAAGAGAGAAGAGAAAAGCUCUCAGAGGACUUCAUUUUUCGUGUUCUACCUUCUGAAAUGCAAGAUGCCAGCAGUUCCUCUGAAUCGCGUGGACUUUUCUAUUUAGAUGCCCCGUCAUCAUCAAUCUGUCUGCUUAUACAAUUAGAAAAGUGUGCUACUGAAGAAGGCGGAGUGACUCCAUCUGUUUAUUCACGAAAGGAACCAGUCCAUCUGACUGAAAGAGAGAAGCAAAAACUACAAGUUUGGUCUCGGAUGAUGCCUUACAGAGAGGCUUUCUCAUGGGCAAUUAUCCCACUAUUUGAUAGCAACAUUGGUUCAACAUCUAAUGGAUCUGCUUCUCCAAGUAGCCCACUUGCUCAUAGUCUUUCAGGAGUUAAUUUGCAAGAGGGUGGUGUCUCUGAGCCUAUUGCAAAAGUCACAUCAGAUGGUCAACUCGGUUACUCAAGUGGAAAUUCUGUUGUGGUUGAAGUUUCAAACCUAAAUAAAGUUAAAGAGAGCUAUACUGAAGAUUCUCUCCAGGAUCCCAAAAGGAAGGUUCAUAAGCCUGUGAAAGGUGUCUUAAGGUUGGAAAUAGAAAAACUUCAAGCUGCUAACACCGAAUAUGACAAUGCUUCAGAGAGUGGCAGUAUAGCCAAUGAAGUUGACCAUGGGGGUCAACUAACUGAUUCCACAGUCAACGAAUGGCGCAACAUACAUUCAAAUAGACAUAAGGAACAAACCUUAAACGGAUCAAACUCAACAGGACAUGCAGAUUUGACUGCUAAUGAUGUUCAAGCUUUUGACUUCCGUACAACAAUAAGAAACGAGCCUUUCUUGCAGCUUUUUCACUGUCUUUAUGUCUACCCACUGACUGUUAGUUUAAGUCGAAAAAGGAACUUGUUCAUACGAAUUGAGCUUAGAAAAGAUGAUGCCGAUGCUCGAAAACAGUCACUAGAGGCAAUGUAUGCAAGGGAGCCGGGGUCGACCUUACAAAAGUGGGCCCACACACAAGUUGCUCCUGGAAGUAGGGUGGCUUGCUACCAUGAUGAAAUUAAAGUUUCACUACCCUCAAUGUGGACCCCACAACAUCACCUUCUGUUCACUUUCUUCCAUAUUGAUCUUCAGACAAAGUUGGAGGCUCCAAAGCCAGUAAUAAUUGGAUAUGCUGCUCUUCCUUUAUCAACACAUGCUCAGUUAAGAUCUGAAAUCUCUCUACCAAUUAUGAAAGAGUUGGUCCCACACUAUCUUCAAGAUACUGGCAAGGAGAGGCUGGAUUACCUGGAAGAUGGGAAAAAUGUGUUCCGAUUAAGGUUACGCCUUUGUUCAUCAUUGUACCCUAUUAGUGAACGUAUUCGCGAUUUCUUCCUUGAAUAUGAUAGACAUACUCUUCGUACAAGCCCACCUUGGGGUUCUGAACUCCUUGAGGCAAUCAACAGUUUGAAAAAUGUCGACUCAACUGCUCUGCUACAGUUUCUUCAUCCAAUAUUGAAUAUGCUUCUACAUCUUAUUGGCAAUGGUGGAGAAACCCUCCAGGUUGCUGCUUUCAGAGCUAUGGUUAAUAUUUUGACUAGAGUGCAGCAAGAGUCUGUUGAUGAAGCUGAAAGAAAUGUAUAUCUGGUGAACUAUGUGGAUUAUGCUUUCGAUGAUUUUGGUGGUAGACAAACUCCAGUGUAUCCUGGUUUGUCAACAGUUUGGGGAAGUUUGGCUCGUAGCAAGGCCAAAGGCUACAGGGUGGGACCAGUGUAUGAUGAUGUGCUAUCAAUGGCUUGGUUUUUCCUUGAAUUGAUUGUGAAGUCAAUGGCACUAGAGCAGACUCGACUGUUGUACAACAAUCUAUCACUAGGUGAAGAUAUCCCACCGAUGCAGUUGAAAGAAGGUGUGUUUAGAUGCAUCAUGCAGUUAUAUGAUUGUCUUCUGACCGAGGUGCAUGAACGCUGUAAAAGGGGGUUAAGUUUAGCAAAACGUUUAAACAGCAGUUUGGCUUUCUUUUGUUAUGAUCUUUUGUCAACCAUUGAGCCUCGACAAGUUUUUGAAUUGGUAUCCUUAUACCUGGAUAAGUUCUCUGGGGUAUGUCAAUCAGUUUUGCAUGAGUGCAAGCUUACGUUUCUACAAAUCAUUUGUGAUCAUGACCUGUUUGUUGAAAUGCCUGGGAGGGAUCCUUCUGAUAGGAACUACCUUUCGUCUGUAUUAAUUCAAGAACUUUUCCUUACUUGGGAUCAUGAUGAUUUAUCCCAGCGUGCAAAAGCUGCAAGGAUUUUGGUAGUCCUUUUAUGUAAGCAUGAUUGUGAUUCUCGCUACCAGAAGCCUGAAGAUAAAUUGUAUAUAGCCCAGCUAUAUUUUCCUCUUGUGGGACAGAUACUGGAUGAAAUGCCUGUAUUUUAUAACCUGAAUGCUGUUGAAAAGCGUGAAGUGUUGAUUGUUGUUUUGCAAAUAUUACGUAAUUUGGAUGAUGCAUCACUUGUAAAAGCCUGGCAGCAAAAUAUUGCUCGGACAAGACUAUUUUUCAAAUUACUUGAGGAAUGCCUAACUCUUUUUGAGCAUAGAAAAAGUGUUGAUAGCUUGCUUAUAGGCGGCAGUUCACGGAGCCCAGUUGCUGAAGCACCUAUGUCUCCAAAAUACUCUGAUAGGCUCUCACCUGCCAUUAAUCAGUAUCUAUCCGAGGCAUCUCGUCAAGAAAUUCGGCCACAAGGUGCAUCCGAAAAUGGAUAUUUGUGGCAAAGAGUGAACUCCCAGCUCAGCUCCCCUAGCCAACCCUUCUCCUUGAGAGAAGCUUUGGCUCAAGCACAAUCCUCUAGAAUUGGAGCUUCAACACAAGCACUGAGAGAAUCACUGCAUCCAGUUUUGAGGCAAAAACUUGAACUUUGGGAAGAAAACCUCAGUGCUGCUAUUAGUCUCCAAAUACUGGAAAUAACAGAGAAAUUCUCCAAAGCUGCAGCAUCACAUAGCAUUGCAACUGAUUAUGGAAAGUUGGAUUGCAUGACAUCCAUAUUCACCAGUAUCUUCUCCCGAAGUCAACCACUAGCAUUCUGGAAAUCCCUAUUCCCAGUAUUCAACAAUGUGUUUCAGCUUCAUGGGGCAACACUAAUGGCAAGGGAAAACGAUCGUUUCUUAAAGCAAAUUGCUUUCCAUCUUCUCAGGCUUGCAGUUUUCCGUAAUGAAAAUAUCAGAAAAAGAGCUGUCAUAGGGUUACAGAUCCUUGUCAGGAGCUCUUUCUCACACUUCACACAGACAGCAAGAUUGAGGGCCAUGCUUACAAUCACAUUAUCAGAACUCAUGUCUGAUGUCCAAGUGACUCAAAUGAAGUCUGAUGGAACCCUUGAAGAAAGUGGUGAAGCACGCCGUCUUCGAAAAUCACUAGAGGAAAUGGCAGAUGAAAGCAAAAGUGGAAAGUCACUAACCGAAUGCGGCCUUCCAGAAACUUCACUUGUUGACAUCCCCGAAAAGUCAACAGAAAGUAAAUGGUCAUGGUCAGAGGUGAAGUUUUUAUCCAACAGCCUCCUUCUUGCUCUCGAUGCUAGUCUGGAACACGCACUUCUGGGAUCACUUAUGAACACAGAUAGAUAUGCUGCUGCUGAAAGCUUCUAUAAGCUUGCAAUGGCGUUUGCUCCAGUGCCAGAUCUUCAUAUAAUGUGGUUAUUACAUCUUUGUGAUGCACAUCAGGAGAUGCAAUCAUGGGCUGAAGCCGCUCAAUGUGCAGUUGCUGUUGCUGGUGUUGUUAUGCAGGCUCUUGUGAGCAGAAACGAUGGAGUUUGGAGCAACAACCACGUGACUGCACUCCGCAAAAUCUGUCCUAUGGUGAGCACAGAGAUCACAUCAGAAACCUCAGCAGCAGAAGUGGAAGGAUAUGGUGCAUCAAAACUAACAGUGGAUUCAGCUGUGAAAUACUUACAGCUGGCAAACAAACUUUUCUCACAAGCUGAACUCUAUCACUUCUGUGGAAGCAUUCUGGAACUUGUAAUUCCAGUUUACAAAAGCAGAAGAUCAUACGGACAGCUGGCAAAAUGCCACAGUAUGCUCACAAACAUCUACGAGUCAAUCCUUGAACAAGAAUCAAGCCCAAUCCCAUUCACAGAUGCCACAUAUUACCGAGUUGGAUUUUACGGGGAUAAAUUCGGAAAACUUGAUAAAAAAGAAUAUGUCUACAGAGAGCCUCGUGAUGUUCGGUUAGGUGACAUAAUGGAAAAACUUAGUCAUAUAUACGAGUUGCGUAUGGAUGGUAAUCACACUCUGCAUAUAAUCCCGGAUUCUAGACAAGUAAAAGCAGAAGAGUUACAGCCUGGCGUAUGUUAUCUCCAAAUCACAGCUGUUGAUCCGGUCAUGGAAGAUGAAGAUUUAGGAAGCAGAAGGGAGAGGAUUUUUUCACUUUCUACUGGUUCUGUUCGUGCGCGUGUUUUUGACAGGUUUCUGUUCGAUACUCCUUUUACUAAAAAUGGUAAGACACAAGGUGGAUUGGAAGAUCAGUGGAAAAGGAGGACAGUGGUUCAAACACAAGGUUCUUUUCCUGCUUUAGUGAAUCGGCUUUUGGUUACGAAAUCAGAGUCUCUUGAGUUUUCACCAGUGGAGAAUGCGAUUGGUAUGAUCGAAACACGAACUGCUGCUUUGAGAAAUGAACUGGAAGAGCCCAGGAGCUCUGAUGGUGAUCAGCUUCCACGUCUCCAGAGUUUACAGAGGAUACUUCAGGGAUCCGUUGCAGUUCAAGUGAACAGUGGUGUCUUGAGUGUGUGCACAGCUUUCUUAUCGGGUGAGCCUGCAACAAGACUUAGAUCGCAAGAGUUGCAGCAACUGAUUGCUGCUCUUCUUGAAUUCAUGGCUGUGUGUAAGAGAGCUAUACGAGUGCAUUUUAGACUAAUUGGGGAUGAAGAUCAAGAUUUCCACACACAGUUGGUCAAUGGCUUUCAGUCACUCACGGCUGAGUUGUCACAUUACAUCCCUGCAAUUCUUUCCGAGCUCUGAUUGAUUGUAUCCAUGGUGUUGGUGUUUUUGUGUUUGUGUUUGGUUUUGUGGUUUGUCUGUUUGUGUUUUCACUCAUUUCUUCAUGUAUUAUGGUUGAAUGUUGAUAAUGUUUGAAUAGGAUUGGGUUCAUAGGUUUGGAUUUUGUUGAACACAAUUUCUUGUAAUUGUAUAUUUUUUUUUGCUUAAAAUCUCCAUAUUUGGGUUUGAGUUUAA
Messenger RNA from Lactuca sativa (garden lettuce), 6145 nucleotides. It is a transcript of the gene SPK1, whose product is annotated as guanyl-nucleotide exchange factor. Gene Ontology annotation, molecular function: guanyl-nucleotide exchange factor activity. The record is from RefSeq and is a predicted model, not a curated record. Gene Ontology annotation, biological process: positive regulation of GTPase activity; small GTPase-mediated signal transduction. Lineage: Eukaryota; Viridiplantae; Streptophyta; Magnoliopsida; Asterales; Asteraceae.